Molecule: messenger RNA, 1040 nt
Organism: Ilex paraguariensis (yerba mate)
Lineage: Eukaryota; Viridiplantae; Streptophyta; Magnoliopsida; Aquifoliales; Aquifoliaceae
Source: the annotation of a GenBank genome assembly
ACCAGGUUCAAUGAACCUGGAAGAGCCGCCCUACUUUUAUCAUCUUCUUCCACCAUUUCUAGCGCAGACACAAGUGCCAAAAAUGUUGUUCAAGUGAAGAAGAAAAAAAAAAAGAGCGGGAGAGAGAUUAGGGUUUCCCAUGGUCACAUAGCUGCUCUGCUUCUGCCAUUAUUGUUCACUAUCAUCUGUCCCUCUAUACGAGCUUAGAGGUAAUAGCUAGUAUACAAAUUAACUAGAGACCAAUCUCAUUGACGAAGAUGGUUUCCAAGGAUGCAAUCCAACGAAGGAAGGCGAUGCCUUGUAUCAGCAGGGCUUGUAGCAAAGAAUCCGAUCCAGGAUUCCCCAUAAGACGACCCCAAACAGAAGAUCCACAUGAUGGAGAUCAAGACUAUGCUGAUCUACAACAAAUAAGGCAAAAACUGGUUACAAGGGGAUUUGAUCCGUCUCAAUUUACCAUUUCUCCAAAAACCAUGAUCCAUUAUGAUAAUCGAGUUGCAUAUUCACCAGCAUACAACCAGAAUCAAUGAGCAGAAGGCAACAGAUGAAUGUGGUUGCAUAUUCUCUCUCAUUCGAUUCAGUUAGUUCCCCUCCAAAGCACUUCAAUAUCUGAUCUCCUACGUUGUGAUGGUAAGUUGCAAACAGUCUAUUUGGCCUUCAUUCACCUUCUAGAGGCAAGAGUCCCCGGAGAGGGCGACUUUUACUAAGGCUAAGACUUGAGCUCGUUUUUACCAGCUGUAUAGCGGUUUCCUUUCUUAGAGUAUUUUGGAUUUCAUUACAAAGUACAAAAGCAGAAAAAAUAAAUAAACAAAGAGGAAUGUUAUUGUAUGAAAGCUUAUACGUAUGUAAUUUGGUUUGUAAUGCUGAACUUUCCCCUUGAUUCUAUGUUAUUAACUGAGGGAAGUGAUUGUGUAUUUGCUUCGAAUUAUAAUCGCCACUAGCUGGACUAUCGGGAAGUAUGUCAUGGGCUUAAUGGGUUACUUUGGUCUCACGUAUUCACAUUUUUUUCUUUGAUCCCACAUAUUUAGCAUCUCAAACAUGGU